CAGCAGCCGGACUACUUACGAUCAAACUCCCUCACUAUUGCUCACCCUCCAAUCCUCUUCUCUCUCUCCCAUCUUUGUCGAUCUCCUCUUUUAUUCCCUGUUCCACCUGGUGCAGGUCCUUUAUCUCAAUCCUUUUGCUUUCCCUCCUCGUGUGACGUAUUCCCUCUCAUAAGCCCCUCAUCUACCUUCCGUUCCUUUUCCCCGCCUAAUUACGUAUCAUGGCUGAUGAUACUACUGCCGGGGCGGACGAGGCGCCCAUCACCUUCACCGUUAAGGCAUCGAAUGAUGCCAAAUACACACUCACUCUUCCUCCUUCUACCCCAGUCUCAGAGUUGAAAGAAAAACUUUCGAGUUCAGAACAUGCGGAUACACCUGCUGAACGCCAGCGUCUCAUCUACUCCGGUAGAGUGCUGAAGGACAACGAGACCCUUGCCGCCUACAAGAUCAAGGAUGGCCACACUAUUCACUUGGUGAAGAGCGCUGCUAGCAACCAGCGUCAGGCUGCACCUACACAAAGCGCUUCCACAUCUGCGCCCGCGGGUGCGUCUGCCAACCCCCCAGCUGGUGGUGUGCCAACAAAUCUUGCGGCCGGCACCGGCAACAAUCCCCUUGCUGGAUUGACAGGUGCAAGAUAUGCCGGGUUUGCUCAGCUCCCAGGCGCUGGCAUGUUUGGUCCGGAUGGCGGAAUGGGACCUCCUCCUGACAGCGACACAAUGCUUGACAUGCUCGAGAACCCUCAAUUCCAGUCCACAAUCAACGAAGCCUUGCAGAAUCCCGCGAUGAUCGAUAUGAUGAUCCAACAAAACCCCAUGCUGCGCGACAUGGGCCCAGGAGUGCGACAGAUGAUGCAAAGUCCGGAGUUCCGCCGGAUGUUGACCGAUCCUGCUUCGAUCCGCCAGAUGAUGCAGAUGCAAAGGGCAAUGGGGGGUGGUGGUCUUGGUGGCGGCGCUAGCGCGUUCCCAGCUCCAGGAGUCACCAACACGACACCUGAGGAGAACAGAGAUUCACAGAACAACGCUGGCACCACAUCGACUCCCGCAUUCAACCCAUUCAUGCCUCCUACACUUGGAUCUGGCAAUCCUUUUGCAGCUCUUUUCGGUGGAAACCCAAGCCUAGGUGCCAAUCCUUCCAUUGCCGCCACUACGGCAGGUGGAGAUCAACCGGACUCCACACAGAGAGCGACUGGCAGUACCACCCCCGGUGAUACCACCACUGGCGAAGGACAGAACCAGCAGAACGCUCAGAAUCCCUUCAGCUUCUUGAUGAAUCCUGGCAUGUUUGGAGGCCCUCAGGGUCAGGCCGACAUGAACCCGUUCAACCCACAGCAAAACCCCUUUCUCCGGGACCCGGCGCUGCUUUCCCAAAUGAUGCAGUCGAUGGGGGCCCAGCCAGGUGAAGCUGGAGCAAACCCCCUGGCAGCCCUUCUUGGAGGUGGUGGUCUCGGCGGCGCUGCCCCUCCCGAUAACCGACCACCCGAGGAAAGAUACGCAACACAACUUGGCCAGCUUAAUGAUAUGGGCUUCUUUGAGUUUGAAAGAAACGUCGAGGCUCUGCGUCGAUCUGGUGGUAGCGUCCAGGGUGCUGUUGAGUAUUUGCUCAGCAACCCUUAAAACAAGACUGAUGCCCUAGUGACUAGGUUUUCUAUGGCUUUGUGAUGCAUUUGUAGGCUUUCUUUGUCUACAAAAAAAGCCUGUUCUUUCAAUUACCCUAUCUGCGUGCUGGUUUCUAAGGAUCGCGUUGCCGGAGAUGGCGUUUUCAUAGCAGAUGUC
Molecule: messenger RNA, 1769 nt
Organism: Aspergillus wentii DTO 134E9
Lineage: Eukaryota; Fungi; Ascomycota; Eurotiomycetes; Eurotiales; Aspergillaceae
Product: ubiquitin domain-containing protein DSK2
Exons: 2
Coding region: 219-1610 (463 amino acids)
Biological process (GO): ubiquitin-dependent protein catabolic process
Cellular component (GO): cytosol
Molecular function (GO): polyubiquitin modification-dependent protein binding
Source: RefSeq, a predicted model, not a curated record